Messenger RNA from Betta splendens (Siamese fighting fish), 2163 nucleotides. RefSeq lists its product as uncharacterized. Gene Ontology annotation, molecular function: monocarboxylic acid transmembrane transporter activity. The coding region runs from base 215 to 1912 and encodes 565 amino acids. The record is from RefSeq and is a predicted model, not a curated record. The transcript is spliced from 6 exons. Gene Ontology annotation, biological process: monocarboxylic acid transport; transmembrane transport. Lineage: Eukaryota; Metazoa; Chordata; Actinopteri; Anabantiformes; Osphronemidae.
ACGGCGCUUGGUUGACGUCUUCAUCCAGUGUCUCCCGCGCCGAGUGAACGAUUGUCUGGCGGCUCGCGAUCGACCGAGGAAACGGAACGACCUAAUCGCUCGCGCCAUCCAGGUUAAGCCACAACGAGCGUGAGACGUUCAUCGGCGGCCGACGGGAGAGGGAGACACACGCGACGGAACGUUUGUCGCCAGCCAGGUUUCCCUCCGGACCACGAUGAGGCGAGAGACGCCCGCGCUCUCGCAGGCUACGCAGCGCCACACUAUCCCGGCGCCCCCUGGUGCCGAGAAACCGAUGCAGUUCUGUCGUGCCCGGUUUACGGGCGAUGAGUGGAGAAGACGGCGGGAAUUAGGCCUAUGUAUUUCGUGUGGCCAGAUAGGCCAUUUUGUUGGAAACCCAGUAAAAGGCCGGACUUCAUUAAGACGGAGAUUUUUGAAGUCAGAGAUUAACAUGGCAUCUCGAGUGAAGCCCCAGAGGGCAGCAGUAUCUGCAGCACCAUCAUCGGCCCCUGACAGUGGCUACGCCUGGUUUGUGUUGCUUUCCUGCUUCCUGGUCUUCGGUUUGACCUUCGGGGUCGUCAAGUCCUUUGGAGUAUUUUACAUUGAGAUCCAUCAGUACUUUGAAACCACAGCAACGGCAACAUCGUGGAUCACCUCUAUCGCUGUAGCUACUAUUCACAUUGUGGCUCCGCUUGGGUCUGCCCUCAGUGCUCGCUAUGGCCAUCGCUCUGUUGUGGUAACAGGUGGACUAAUCUGCAGCACAGGGGUCAUAACUGGGGCGUUUGCGCGUAACCUGACUGAACUUUACUUGACAGUUGGAUUCCUAAACGGUUUGGGCUACGCGUUGACUUGGACCCCUACGGUCACCAUGGUGGGCUUGUACUUUGAGAAGAGGCGUCCGUUGGCUAAUGCCUUGGCCAGUGCUGGAGAGUGCGUCCUUACCUUUGUCCUCACACCGCUGUUCCAGCUGUUGAUUAACAGCUUCUCCUGGAGGGGGGCUUUGCUGGUCCUGGGGGGUCUGCAGCUUAACCUGUGCGUGUGUGGGGUUCUGCUGAGGCCCCUAGCAGGCGCUACUCCCGCAACUUGUGCCAGUGAGGAAAAUGCAGAGCAGGGAGGCCUGGAGCAGAGAGGACCAAGCUUUCUAAGAGAGGAGGAGCAGAGCAUAUCUCAAGAGUCUGUUCAGUGCACGAUCAAUGGGACCUACAGCCUGGAAGAGCCUGAAAGGAAAACCGAUAGGAGGACUGAGUUGAAAAAGAAAAUAUUUCAUUAUGUAGACUUCACCCUCACCGCUAAUGCUCGGUUCAUGGUCUACACAAUGUUUGGGGUGUUUGCGGCGCUGGGUUUCUUUGCCCCAGCUCUGUUCCUGGUUCCCUACGCUCGCAGUAAGGGGGUUGAGGAGUACCAGGCAGCCACUCUCAUGUCCAUCUCUGCAGCCCUGGACCUUUUUGGGAGAGUGUUUUUUGGCUGGGUGGCAAACCUAAGGCUGAUGGCGACGGUGUGGCAGCUGACAGUUACCGUGUUCCUGCUGGGGGCCGUGCUGCUCCUCUGCCCGCUGGCCUCCACCUUCCCGGAGCUGGCCGCCUUUAGCGCGGCUUACGGCCUGGUUUUCGGCGCAACAGUCGCCGUCCACAUCACCGUGCUGGCUGAGGUGGUGGGCGUCAGGAGGCUGGGGAGUGCGCUGGGCUUCUUCAUGCUCAUACGCAGCAGUGGAGGCCUGCUCGGACCACCCAUCGCCGGAUACUUCAUUGACAAGAUGAAUAAUUACGGGACCGCUUUCCUCAUGGCAGGAGUGUCUCUAUUUGUGUCUGCCCUGUUCCUGCUCCUCCUCCAUCAGAUGAAUCGAAAGGAGAAGAACGUCACCACCCGAGAAACACAGUGUACAGCUGGACCAAAAGGGACCAGGUUUCAGAGCUGAAGCAAAAAAGCUCGUGACAUUAACAACAGGGAAUUUAUUGUGAAGAAUUAUUUCUUAUUUAAAGGUCAGAUAAGGAAGAAUUCACUCCUGAUGAGCUGAGUUUUUAAAGUUAGUCAUAUUUUUGACUUUUUAAACACAUAAAAUCCCAUUUUAGUAAAACAACAACUAGUGCCUCCGUUAUUAGAUGUAGUCUUGAUCGUACUUGGAUUGCCUGGAAUGUAUGUUUAAAAAUAAAUGUCAAUGAACAAUUA